This is a messenger RNA of Teleopsis dalmanni, 1291 nucleotides long. RefSeq names its product cyclin-dependent kinase 5 homolog. NCBI's taxonomy places the organism in Eukaryota, Metazoa, Arthropoda, Insecta, Diptera, Diopsidae. The record is from RefSeq and is a predicted model, not a curated record. Bases 116 to 994 code for a protein of 292 amino acids. Gene Ontology annotation, cellular component: nucleus; cytoplasm. Gene Ontology annotation, biological process: neuron apoptotic process; axonogenesis; protein phosphorylation. Gene Ontology annotation, molecular function: ATP binding; cyclin-dependent protein serine/threonine kinase activity. The transcript is spliced from 4 exons.
AAGAUGGCAUCACUCUGUUUGUAAUACCGAUUGCACUUUUGCAAAGUAUUUUGGCACUGCUAUUGUUUUCAUAAAUUGUAAAUUGUUUUUGUAUAAAAUUGCUUUUAAAUAAAUUAUGCAAAAAUAUGAGAAGUUGGAGAAAAUUGGUGAAGGAACCUAUGGUACUGUAUUCAAAGGAAGAAAUCGGGAAAGUUUAGAAAUUGUCGCUUUGAAGAGAGUGCGACUAGAUGAAGAUGAUGAGGGAGUGCCAAGUUCUGCAUUGCGGGAAAUUUGUCUGUUAAAAGAAUUGAAGCAUAAGAAUAUAGUUCGAUUGUAUGACGUACUACAUUCUGAUAAGAAACUUACAUUAGUUUUUGAACAUUGCGAUCAAGAUUUAAAAAAAUAUUUCGAUAGUUUGAAUGGUGAAAUUGAUAUGGCCAUCUGUAGAAGUUUCAUGCUACAACUGUUACGUGGAUUAGCAUUUUGUCACAGUCAUAAUGUACUACAUAGAGAUCUUAAACCACAAAAUUUGUUAAUCAACAAAAAUGGAGAGUUAAAAUUAGCGGAUUUUGGUUUGGCGAGAGCAUUUGGCAUUCCAGUUAAAUGUUAUUCCGCUGAAGUUGUUACUCUGUGGUAUCGGCCACCGGAUGUAUUGUUUGGUGCCAAGCUAUAUACAACUAGCAUAGAUAUGUGGUCAGCUGGUUGCAUUUUUGCCGAACUUGCAGAUGCUGGACGUCCACUAUUUCCAGGAUCAGAUGUACUGGAUCAAUUAAUGAAAAUUUUUAGAGUAUUAGGCACUCCGACAGAGGAAACAUGGCCAGGUGUCACACAUCUGUCAGAUUAUGUAGCGCUUCCAUCAUUUCCAGCCAUUACCUCUUGGAGUCAAAUAGUACCACGUCUAAAUUCAAAAGGACGCGAUCUUUUACAAAAAUUGUUAAUAUGUCGACCAAAUCAACGAAUAAGUGCAGAACAAGCAAUGCAACAUCCGUAUUUUACUGAAAGUUCAAAUCAUUAAAUUUUAGAUUUAUUAAAUUAAAACUUAAUUUAAAGUGUAGAUUUUAAUGUAUAAAUUAUAGUAAGAACAACAAUUAUUUUCGAACUUUGUAUUAGUAAUUUUUGAUUUAAUUUUAGUUUUUGAAUGAUUUAUUUAUAUGUUGAAUUGCUGGAAUUGAAAGAACUGUAUGCAGUAUAUCAGUGUUAUUACUUUAUGAAUUAGAAGCAUAUUGAACUUAUUAUUUUAACUUUAUAUUGUUCCUUUUUUUCUAGUAAUAAAAAUUAUUCUAAUGUGAUAGAUAUGUUUGUAUCAUCAGAA